This is a messenger RNA of Hemicordylus capensis (graceful crag lizard), 2513 nucleotides long. It is a transcript of the gene ZNF706, whose product is annotated as zinc finger protein 706. Bases 184 to 414 code for a protein of 76 amino acids. The transcript has 4 exons. The record is from RefSeq and is a predicted model, not a curated record. NCBI's taxonomy places the organism in Eukaryota, Metazoa, Chordata, Lepidosauria, Squamata, Cordylidae.
ACGGCGCGGCUGGCUGACGGGCGGCCGGAGGGGGCGGGGGGACAGACCGACAGACAGGGAGACGUCCAUAGGCUUCUCCAUCCUCCAGGGCAGGCGGCGGCGGCUGCUGCUGCUGGGCCGCGCGGAGCCUUCCCGAAGUCGUCGUCGGCCGGCGCCUGGCAGGCGGCAUCCCACAACGCGGAUAUGGCUCGUGGACAGCAGAAGAUUCAGUCACAGCAGAAAAAUGCCAAAAAGCAAGCUGGACAGAAAAAGAAACAAGGCCAUGACCAGAAGGCAGCAGCUAAGGCUGCUUUAAUAUAUACCUGCACUGUUUGUAGGACACAGAUGCCAGAUCCCAAGACCUUCAAACAGCACUUUGAGAGCAAGCAUCCGAAGACUCCUCUCCCUCCAGAACUGGCAGAUGUUCAGGGGUAAAGUUCACAGGUGAAUUCAUGGAACCUAUUGACUCUUCUACUGGCAGACAUUGCAUAACAAACCUGCAGCUGCUUUUCUAACAAACUGUUGAUCAGAAAAAUGAAGGGGCUAUAGAAACAUUCAUAUUUUUAUGCUGUUCCUCUUGGGCUUCAUGUAAAGACAAAUCUAUGUAACUGUACAGUUGUGCCCUACUUGGAAAUCUGAAAAUUGGUUCAUUCUUAAAUUUUUUACAGUUGUAAUUAUAUUGAUGUUCAUAUUGUGUAAAAUAACUCAUUUAAUAAAAUAGUACUUUGAUUUUACAAUAUCACAGGUCAAAUGCUUGUAGAAGGUCUGUUUCAGUAUCUGUUUUACCUGCCUUAUAUUAAAAAAAAACACUUAAAGUGAACUUCUCCCCCUGCCAAAAACCAAGCAGUAUCGUUUAUUCUAAAACCCAAGUUUCGUUACUGUUAGCAGAGUUCAGAUUAAAUAGAAAACUCUUUCUCCUUUCAGUAUACUCUUUACUUUGAGCCUGGUUUAUUUUCCAAAACAGUUAAUGUCUUUGACUGAAGAAGUGUGUUGUUAAUUUGGAGUGCCUGUUCUACUGACGAUGAUGAAAUUGGAGUCUUGGAUAUAAAGGCAUUUGUACCUAUGCACUGGAGACAUUUAGGCAAAGGACUGGCCAAACAGUGUAUUUUAGGACUGGUGAAGAUAUCGUAGUAGAACUUGACAUUGUUUUUACGUUAUCUGACUGGUUACACUUGCUAUAGCAAGUUAAAAUAAUUAGUUUCUGUUGUGAAGUUCCAUUGUGUAGCUUCUUAAAUGCACGUUAUGAGAAUGUAAAUCCCUCUUUGAAAGCAAAUGUUGAUUUGAAAAAACAGAAUGGCACAUGAGACAGAAAUAGUAGAGCUAAUUACGCUUUGACUAGUUGGGACUGCUUAAAGGUGGCAGGUAGAUACUAAAUUCAUGUGGGAAUCUGGAAGCAGUGGUUUCUGUUUGUGGACUACUCAGAAUAUGUUUUGAAAUAGAUUCUAAUCUCAGGUGCAGGAUAAACUCUGUCCCAGUUCCUUUUUACUCAAAGAACUGUUGAUCCACUUUAAGACUGAGACUUCUUUAGGAGCCUUCUUUUAUAUCUCUUGGUUGGCCAUUGAAGGAAAUGCUGCUCAAAUUUCUCUUGCUUUGUGCCUGGAUCAUUCAUCUUCUGAAUAAUAGUUCCCUUUAAAUAAAGUAACUCAUCACUUAGGAGCAUGCACACGAGUUGCACAUCUGGUACAUAAAGGUAAAAGCAGUUCAGAUAUUAGUUUACCCUUCUGCUAAACCAUUUCAGCUAAGCUGCCUUUAUUGUAGUCACUCUCUGGGAUGAGCCUUGCCAAUUAUUAAGCUGUCUUGCACUUGUACACCUGACAAUAGAAUAUAGCUCUUGGUUCAUUUUGUUUUCUCACCUGAUAUCAACCCAAUCCUAGCAUGACUAGUCCUAGUAGGCAAGAGGUCUGCCUUCCAAAACACUGGAGUACUUAAAUGUUGAGACUGAAGGGUUUUUAAAAAAUAAAAUGUAGUUAAAUGAGACAUUUGUUCACUAAGUUAACUUUAAUAGUCUUGUUUUGGAGGGAAUUUCAAGAGGCUGCUUUCAAAGAAGUUCAUUCCUAAAACCAAUACCUGUAAUGUCGUUCAGAAUACUUAGCAGCAAAUAAGGGGUUCUCUUAUGAAAUUACUUGGGAACAAUAAACCAUAAAUUGCCUACUAGAUGUAGGGCAAGUAACCCACUUAUAUGCAAACUUGGCAUUUUUCUAAACUGUUGACAUCAGUAGCUUGUUUCUGUGCAUUGAGCAAGUUAGAUCUUGGUUUUAUACACUAUUGCAGCUGUUACAAAUGGAUAAUGUAACUUCGUUUCUAACCAAUUAAAAGCCAACAGAGGACCUUGACGUUCCAACACAUGGGGGGGGGAGUGGGGCUGAGGUGGUAGAAACCAUGAAAAAUCUUAUGUGUUGAUUUUAAGGGACGGGGAUAAGGGAUAGGUGUGGAAACCUUUUCCAAAUCUUGUGGAUGGUACCCUGUUAAUUCUGGAUAAAAAGACACAAUUGUGCAUUGUAAUGUGUCUGAUUAAAAUCUUUUUAAAAGCAAAA